Molecule: messenger RNA, 1542 nt
Organism: Pestalotiopsis fici W106-1
Lineage: Eukaryota; Fungi; Ascomycota; Sordariomycetes; Amphisphaeriales; Sporocadaceae
Exons: 2
Coding region: 1-1542 (513 amino acids)
Molecular function (GO): hydrolase activity, hydrolyzing N-glycosyl compounds
Source: RefSeq, a predicted model, not a curated record
AUGCUUCGCUACGGAUUUGCAGCCGGGCUCUUGGCCGUGCAGCUUGCUUCGCAAGCCGUCACGGGCGUCCAUAGCCUUAUUAGCAAUAGAAACUCGGCCACGGACAACCUCCAGUCCUUUAGCUACAAACCAAGGAUUUUCAUCUUGUCGGAUAUUCUCAAUGAGCCUGAUGACUCCAUGUCGCUGGUGCGAUAUCUGCUGUAUUCUAAUGAGUUCAACACCACUGGGCUGUGUGCAACAACGUCGUGGUGGCUGCAGAAUGAGACGCAUCCCGAGGAAAUGGAGAGAAUCAUUAAUGCCUAUGGAGAGGUUGUCGAUAACCUCAACCAACAUGUGCACCCGUCUGCCCAGUAUCAGAGCCCGGAUGAGUUGCUGCAGCUUGUCACAUCAGGCCCAAAAAUAUACGGAAGUGCUGCCUUGGACGAGCCCGUAAGUGAGGGUGCACUGCGUCUCAUCGCCAGUCUGCAAGCAUCUGAAGAUCCGCUGUUCGUCACGGCUUGGGGUGGUACCAACACCUUGGCGCAAGCGUUGCAAUACAUGGAUGAGACUCUGUCGGAAUCGGAAGCCAGCGCACUGCGGUCCCGUAUCAGGCUCUACACCAUAUCCGAUCAAGACGAUACAGGUGCCUGGAUACGUGCACGCUACCCAGAGAUUUUUUACAUUGUCUCUGUCCACGCAUGGAAUGACUAUGGUGCCGCUACUUGGACGGGAAUCAACUUGGCGACGUGCGCUUGUGUCGACAAUGAGACGGUGCUGAACCCGUGGCUGGACACAAACGUUCGUCUCGGCCCCCUUGGCGCCGUAUACCCACAAAUUGAGUACGGCAUGGAAGGCGACACUCCCAGCUUCCUCUGGCUGGUGCAAAACGGCCUCGUCUACCGCGAUCGCAUCGACUGGGGUACUUGGGGCGGGCGAUACAACCUCCCUCAAGCCCCCGUGGACGUGGCCAAGGGCAGGGCGCACAUUAGCAACCAAUACGUCAACGGCCUCGACACCGUCAUUGGCGCCGACGGACAGUCGUACUCGACGGCCCAGGCCACCAUCUGGCGCUGGCGCUCGGCGUACCAGGACGACCUGGCCGCGCGCAUGCAGUGGACGCUGACGCCCAACUUUACCGACGCCGGCCACCCGCCCGUGAUCAACGUCAAUGGGCACCAAGGGCCGGACCCCCUGUUCCUGACGGUGGCGCCGAACCAGACAUACCUCUUGGACGCCGGGCUAACGGUCGACCCGGAUGCUGGCGGCAACGGUAACCUGACGUUUGAAUGGGUGCUCUAUCCGGAGCCGACCAAGUUCCUGACCUCGUACGUCGAGGUCCCGAUCGCGGCGGUCAAUGGGACAGGGGAGGUACUGGCGACUAAUGAUGCCGGAUUCGCCAACGCCACGUUGGGGACGGCCAUACAGUUCACGGCGCCUGUAGAGUGGACGAACCCCAACACGGGGGUCUCAAUGGGUUUCCAUAUUCUUCUGCAGGUGACCAACUCGGCUGGAAAGUAUCCGAUUACGCGGUACUUGAGGAUAGUCUGCGAGUAUGAGUCUUGA